Penicillium maclennaniae is the source of this 1305-nucleotide messenger RNA. RefSeq names its product pepsin-like aspartic protease. NCBI's taxonomy places the organism in Eukaryota, Fungi, Ascomycota, Eurotiomycetes, Eurotiales, Aspergillaceae. The coding region runs from base 1 to 1305 and encodes 434 amino acids. Gene Ontology annotation, molecular function: aspartic-type endopeptidase activity. The record is from RefSeq and is a predicted model, not a curated record. The transcript is spliced from 3 exons. Gene Ontology annotation, biological process: proteolysis.
AUGGCUCCUUCUACCAAAGUCAAGAUUACGGCCAACCCGCUCUACAAGAAGUCGGGUACCAAGUCGUACCUGUACGCUAUGCGCAAGUAUCAGUUCUCCCCUACCAAGCCUGGCCCAUACUUCUUCGGCACCACGAUGCACCAGACUGGCCGUCAGUACACCGAUAAGCCGGUCGGUGGUCGGGUGCAUUCUCGUUGGGUGCUGCAGAAGACACUCGCCGAUACUGACGAGGUUGGCGAAGUCGGGGCCCAGGAUGUGCAGAACGACGCUAUGUACCUGGCGACAGUGGGUAUUGGAUCGCCGGCUCAGAACUUGAAUCUUGAUUUCGACACUGGUUCGGCGGAUCUCUGGGUCUGGUCGACCAAGCUGCCUGCGUCGACUUUGUCGGCGAACGCAAACCACAUGGUCUUUGACCCUACCAAGUCAAGCACCUACAAGCUCAAGGAGGGCUCAACCUGGAAGAUCUCCUACGGAGACGGUUCAUCUGCCUCUGGUAUUGUGGGUAAUGAUAAUGUCGACGUCGGCGGUCUUGUCAUCAAAGGCCAGGCCAUCGAGCUCGCAGACACAAUGUCAGCACAGUUCGCUAGUGGAGCUGGCGACGGUCUGCUGGGUCUUGCAUUCAGCAACAUCAACACUGUCCAGCCCAAGGCCGUGGCGACACCUGUUGAGAACAUGAUCACGCAGGAUGAUAUCCCUAAGUCUGCGUCUCUUUUCACAGCCAAGCUUGGCUCGUGGCGCGAUGCUGAUGAGCCCGACAAGGGCGAGUCUUUCUAUACAUUCGGUUUCAUUGACCAGGCCACCGUUACGGCUGCGGGUGCAGAGAUCGCCUAUACCCCUAUUGAUAACAGCCAGGGCUUCUGGAUGUUUAACUCUACCUCCGCGACUGUGAAUGGUAAAUCAAUCUCUCGCUCGGGGAACAAGGCCAUCGCCGAUACCGGUACUACUUUGGCUCUCAUCGAUGAUGAUACUUGCCAGGCUAUUUACGAUGCAAUUCCCGGUGCUAAGUAUGAUAACAACAGCCAGGGCUGGAUCUACCCCAGUAACACUACUCUUGAUAACCUUCCCGUUGUCUCCUUUGCUGUCGGUGAUACGCAAUAUGUUGUUCAGAAAGAGGAUCUUGGCUUUGCCGAGGCCAGUCCUGGAUACAUCUACGGUGGUAUCCAGAGCCGUGGCGAUAUGACCAUGGAUAUUCUGGGUGACACUUUCCUGAAGGGAAUCUAUGCUGUAUUCGAUGUCGGCAAUCUUCGCUUCGGUGCGGUUCAGCGCAAGGAACUCAACCAGAACAUAUCAGCUCCCCCUUCUUAG